UGCAUGUUGGGGGAAGCCACACAAUCGAGGAUAUAAAGCGAUACCUGACUGUUAAGGAGUUAUUUGCAAACCAACCCGGAGUUGUUGUUAUUUUACUAAGUGGUAAUAAAGCCUUAUUAUUUCCAACCUAGUCCUUCUCGACCUUUCUUCUUUUGUUAGAGUAUUCGAUUGUGGGUUGUUUUAUCCACACUAGAGUAAAACAUGUUGAUAAACAUGUCACCAUGCGGCUCAACUUUGGAAGAACAGCUUUCGUCCAUAAUGGACGUACUUGGGAAAGCUGCCGUAUCUGAAAUUAGCCAAUUGUUUUCAGAAGGCUCGACUACCCUUCACUUACAAAUAUCUCAUAGCAUGAAAGAAAACGAAGCGCUGAGGACGAAGAUAAAGGCGAUGAGGAGUGAGAUUUUUUCUUUGCGGCUUCAAAUGAGAUCAGAUGCAUCGCGAGCGUCAAGUCAUUUCGCCCUGGCUCGAGCCAACAUCUGCAAACCACGGCCUAAAUCACUGGGAAUUGUUUCUGUAGAAGAUUGCGAUGACUUUGGAGACCGUAGCACACAGCACGGCGCCACCUCAGAUACUUUGCAUGUGGACGCCCCUGGCUCCUCCCACAUGUCCAGUCACAGCGAGGAGCUGAGGAUCCUAAGUUUCCACGGAAAAGGGGAGGGCCCACUGGCGCUGGACGGCCAUGACACCCUCUUCACCGUGUCCGAACUGGAGGCCCUUAACUCGCUGUCCGCGGACCACAGCGUGGCCAAGAGCCUAGAGCAGCUGGUCCACCGCGAGGAGCCGACUGGAAAGCAGCGGACCCCAGACACCAUUUUAAUCAAGGAGGAAGAGGAUAUCGGUGGAGGCGUGGCCGCUGUUGAAGACUGCGAUGACUUUCGAGACCGCAGCACACACAGCAGCACCACCUUGGAUAGUCUGCAUGUGGAGGCCUCUGGCUCCUCCAACAUGUCCAGUCAGAAUGGGGAGCUGCGGAUCCUGAGCGUCCAUGGAAAAGGAGAGGGCCCACUUGCAGACGGCCAUGACAACCCCUUCACCGUGUCCGAGCUGGAGGACCUGAGCUCGCUGUCCACGGACCACCGCGCGGCCAAGAGCCGGGAGCAUGGCAAGCGGCUGGUCCACCAUGAGGAGCUGACUGGGCAUCAGGGCGGCCACAAGGGCCGGCCCUGUGUCUUGUUUGGCAAGGGUUUUCCCGACAAUACCAAGAUGACCAUCCACAUGCGUAGCACCGGCGAGAGGCCGUGCUUCAUGCAUUGGUGCGACCAAUGCAUGAAGCGCUUCAGGACAAGGGGCCACCUGAAGAUCCACAUGAGGACUCACUCCGGGGAGAAGCCCUACGGAUGUGACCAAUGCAUGAAGCACUUCAGGACAAGUGGCCAGCUGAGGAUCCACAUGAGGACUCACUCCGGGGAGAAGCCCUACGGAUGUGACCACUGCAUGAAGCGCUUCAGUACAAGCUCCAACCGGAAGAGCCACAUGAGGACUCACUCCGGGGAGAAGCGCUGAAGGUGCCUGCAGUGCAACGCCAGCUUCAGGGACCCUAGCAAUUUGCGUUGGCACAUGCUCAAGCACAAAGACAAUGGGGUGCUUUGACACAGGGAAACAGUACGCUUUGAUUGACACCUCUAUCCUUUAUUCGUUGAAUUGACUGCUGUAGCUUUUUCAUUAUGAUGAAAGACGCUUUCCAACUUUUGAUUCACUUUCUGUUUUUAUUGUUAAAAUGUGUAAAUAAUGUGAUGAAGGAUAACUUGUUUUUUCGACAUUACGGACAAUAAAAUAUUAGAUUCAA
Gadus macrocephalus (Pacific cod) is the source of this 1786-nucleotide messenger RNA. RefSeq names its product zinc finger and SCAN domain-containing protein 5C-like. NCBI's taxonomy places the organism in Eukaryota, Metazoa, Chordata, Actinopteri, Gadiformes, Gadidae. Gene Ontology annotation, biological process: regulation of transcription by RNA polymerase II. Bases 202 to 1503 code for a protein of 433 amino acids. Gene Ontology annotation, molecular function: RNA polymerase II cis-regulatory region sequence-specific DNA binding; DNA-binding transcription factor activity. The record is from RefSeq and is a predicted model, not a curated record. The transcript has 4 exons.